This is a messenger RNA of Thelazia callipaeda (thelaziosis nematode), 105 nucleotides long. The record is from the annotation of a GenBank genome assembly. NCBI's taxonomy places the organism in Eukaryota, Metazoa, Nematoda, Chromadorea, Rhabditida, Thelaziidae.
AUGCCACGUAGUAUACAACUUGUUCCUGUGUUGUUACAAACCGCCAGGUUCAACAUUGCUUGUUCCUUCGUAGUCGCUGCCUUUACAUGGGACACCUUGAAUCAG